This is a messenger RNA of Bufo gargarizans (Asiatic toad), 2838 nucleotides long. RefSeq names its product leucine-rich repeat and fibronectin type III domain-containing protein 1-like protein. The record is from RefSeq and is a predicted model, not a curated record. Gene Ontology annotation, molecular function: protein binding. Lineage: Eukaryota; Metazoa; Chordata; Amphibia; Anura; Bufonidae.
GAGGACCACUGAGCUGCUGCUGCAGAGACCUGACGGCUUAACACAUCAUCUCUGGAGUGUGAAUCCAGCAAAAUCCAAGAGAGGGGGGCAUUUAGGAGCCCCAAUCUUUUUAUGAGUUUCUUCGUAGAAUCUGGAGAACAGCAUUUGUGAUCUGGAGUCGUGACUGAGGUCUCUGCAUCUGGAAUACAUUGUCUGCUGCUCUCCCCCCUAAAGACAGCUGACUUCAGAGCACACACCUUCUUGUUCUGAAGAAGCUGACGUCUUAACCAUUGCCACCCCAAGUCUAUAAGCCAGGAUGAAUCUUCAAAGGUCCAGAGGAGUUCUUUCUACCUUUAUCCCAAAUGACCUUACAACAUAUAAAGGGGUUUUGGUGCAAUUCUGCAGGAUUAGAUAAAGUGUGGACCCAACUACACUGGCAUCCAAAGAGGUUCUAAUGAUGAGACAACUGGAUCUCCUCCUGAGGCCAUGAGUUGACACUGCUCUUCCUAACUUCUCUCCUCCUGGGGAAACGCCAGAAAUCCAGUGGUAACCAAAAUGUGAUCAUCUAAUAAUGCAAAUCAGCUCCAAAAUCAUGAAGGGCAUUAUCCUUUGGAUUUUAACACUCACUUUGGGUGUAAAAAGUGCUCAGCUCUGUCCCAAAAGAUGUGUGUGCCAGAACCUUGCUCAGUCCUUGGCAAUCCUAUGCGCUAAAACCGGACUACUGUUCGUACCAUCAGUCAUCGAUAGGAGGACGGUGGAGCUGAGACUCACCGACAACUUCAUCACGGUGAUUAGAAGAAAGGAUUUCACCAACAUGACCCGUCUGCUCCACCUUACGCUAUCAAGAAACACCAUCAGCCAAAUCACGCCUUACACCUUUGCCGAUCUACGUGGUCUACGGGCUUUACACCUGGACAGCAACCGCAUCCUUUCCAUGGGGUACGAGCAUCUUAGGGGACUGCAGAACCUGAGACAUCUUAUUCUCAGCAACAACCAGCUCAGUGAAAUCACUCCAGGAUCUUUUCAGGAUUUUUUAGGCACAUUGGAAGACCUGGACCUUUCCUACAACAAUCUGGCAAACAUUCCUUGGCAAGCCAUUUCAAAACUGACCAACGUAAAUUCACUGAGUCUUGAUCACAACCUCAUUGACUUUGUGCCCAGUGGUGUUUUCACAAAUCUUCACAAACUGGCCAGACUGGACAUGACUUCGAAUAAACUGAAGACUAUUCCUCCAGAUCCUUUAUUCCUACGCAUUCCGGUCUACGCAAAGUCCAAAGGAUCACCCUUGUCUUCCCUUGUGUUGGGAUUUGGAGGAAAUCCUUUGCACUGUAAUUGUGAGCUCCUGUGGCUCAGACGAUUCACUAGAGAAGAUGACCUGGAAACGUGUGCAUCACCUUCUAAUCUUCUAGGGAAGUACUUCUGGAGUAUAGCAGAGGAAGAGUUCAUGUGUGACCCACCGGUUAUCACACAUCACUCACCACACAUAAUGGUCAUGGAGGGAGAGGAAGUCGUUCUCAAGUGCAAAGCGAUUGGUGACCCUGAGCCUUCCAUUCAUUGGGUAUCACCAGAGGGUAAGGUUGUCUCAAAUUCCUCUCGAAGUGUCUCCUAUGAAAAUGGGACUUUGGAAAUCAGCAUCACCACAGUCAGAGACAGUGGCCUGUUCACUUGCAUUGCUUCCAACACUGCAGGGGAUGCCACCGCAUCCGUAGAGCUGUCAGUGAGCCCCCUACCUCAUCCGGCCAAUGCCAGUCAAAGGGGGCACAGGCCUGAUAAAGGGCCUUCAGACAUUCUCACACCAGCUAAGCCUGGAGCCUCCAGCAAUGACUCUAUGAACCACCCAGAACGGAAAGUGAUAACUGCUGAACUGAGCCACAACUCUGCUCUUAUACAGUGGUUUCUAGAUAGGAAUAUUCCUGGGAUUCGGAUGUACCAGAUUCAGUACAACAGUUCCACAGAUGACAGUCUCAUUUACAGGAUGAUACCUCCAAACAAUCGCAGCUUCUUGAUCAAUGACUUGGCUCCUGGACGGGAGUAUGACCUCUGUGUCCUGGCUGUCUAUGACGAUGGGAUGACCUCGCUCACUGCCACCCGAGUUGUAGGAUGUGCUCAAUUCAACACUAAAGAGGAGAAUGGACAGUGUCAACCUCUCCACACCCAGUUUCUCGGAGGCACCAUGAUCAUCAUCAUUGGUGGAAUCAUUGUGGCUUCGGUCCUGGUUUUUAUCAUUAUCCUAAUGAUCCGAUAUAAAGUGUACAGUGGCCAGGAGGAAGUCGGGAAAGCCAGGGUCAGUAAUGUGUAUUCCCAGACAAAUGGACAACAAGGUACGGCCUGUGCUCACUCCUGUGUCAAGAUCACUGGGGCUCCAGAGGAGCUGCCACUAAAUGCCGAUUUUACUAGAGAAGAAGAGUUGUCACCAAGCACAAAACCAGCACAAGAUGCAUGUGAACCAAAAAGUUCUGUGCCCAAACAAGGUUGUAAAAAUUCUGGGGAGAAGAGAUUAUCUUGUGAGUGGACAGAUGUCAACAUCUGAUGGAGCUUACAGGAUGAAGAAAGAUGACUACAUGCGGAAUGCCGGAAGUCUACGACAAAGAUAUCAGAUGGUUAAAAGCUGAUUCAUCGAGAGAGAUGUUAUAACGCUGCUGUUUCCUGACCCUCUCGUUUGCAGUCAGAUUGCUGUUACAGACUUGUUGCCAUGGAAAUGAGCUGGAUAAAGUUUCUGAUCCCCUUUCCACAUUAUUCUCACAAACACGAUCACCCCCACCCCCUCCACCCGAACAGUAUCUUCUUUAAACCACCUUGGACAAUGAUGGUCUCAAUUCCAUUUCUAUUUCCCAUCAGACCUGAAAAUGUUUUUCUAUU